AUGCUGCGCUCUCCGAACACGCUCAUCUUCAUCUACUCGACGGUCGUCGUUACCCUCGUCGGCACUCAUGUCGCGCCGCCUUCUGGGUUAGAUUGCGGACUGCGCGAGCGCUGGCAGACGUUGUUCAAGCACAAGGAUGCGAGUGCCAUCCGCCAGAUCCAGGAUGCCUUUGAGUGCUGUGGCCUCGCCAACGCGCGCGACAUGGCAUGGCCUUUCCCAGACAAGACACACAAGGCCGACGCAUGCCAGAUCACGUAUGCUGGCAGAGCUGAUGGCUGCUUUAAAUUCUGGAAGGCUGAGGAGCAAGUGGUUGCCGGCAUGCUCAUGUCCGUCGUGGGCAUGGUUUUCAUCUGGCAGAUCCUCAUCAUCGCUAUUCCCACACAGAAGGAGUCCUGGCUGCAUCGUAUUGCGCCGGAACGUAUCUCCCGCAUGAUUGCCGACGAGCGCAACGGCGACACCGAGCCUCGACGAGCCAUCGAUUACAUACCCGGCUACAACAGCAACCGCUACUCUGACCGCAUCGAGGAGGAGACUGAAGAAGACAGCCAGGACUCAGUCCGUGCUAUUGAGGAGGGCAAUCGCCGCCUCGAUGGCGCGCUGCCAGGACAUGUUGAGCGCGACCAGCAGCCUAGUGUCGAGAACGAAUGGGCGAGGAACUAG
Molecule: messenger RNA, 660 nt
Organism: Alternaria hordeiaustralica
Lineage: Eukaryota; Fungi; Ascomycota; Dothideomycetes; Pleosporales; Pleosporaceae
Exons: 3
Coding region: 1-660 (219 amino acids)
Source: RefSeq, a predicted model, not a curated record